ACAAACCAGAAGCUGUAAGAAGUUACUAUUUCUGGAACAGGAGAAGGAAAACAAAUUAAGUUAAAGUUAACUAUUAUUCUUCUGAUCUAUUGAGGUGUGCCAUAACCCAAAGCUCAUUUAGCUCCCAACAUAUUUCUCUUCCUUUUGAGGAUUUGAAAAGCAGUGGGAUCAAGCAAGAUGGAGUACUUGUGGACUGUUUUCUGUGGGGAAUCUGAUUGUUCAUAUAGUGGUGGAAAUCAAUGCAGCUCCAGUUUGGUUUCUAUCAUCUAUCCUUCGUCAUGUAUCAACGACAUGUUUGUCAUUUUUGUUGAUCUACUUCUUCUGUUAUUGCUCCUAUUCGACUUCUUUUGCAAGACAUUGCCAAGAAGAAUUCAACCUUCCACCCGCUUCCAAUGCUUUCACCUUUUACAGAUAUCUUCUACCAUUUUCAAUGGUGGUCUGGGGUUGGUUUACCUGAGUUAUGGGGUCUGGAUCCUAGAAGAGACACUGAGAAACGGACAUACUACUUUACCUCUGCAUCUGUGGCUAGUGAUGCUAUUUCAGGGCUUCACAUGGUUGCUGAUGUGUUUAACUGUGAGCCUUCGGGGAAAGCAACUUCCAAAAGCCUUUCUGAGGCUCUGGUCCAUACUUGCCUUCCUGCUAGCAGGAUUUCUGGCUGUCCUGUCUCUAUUUGUAGGGAGAAGAGUAACGAUUAAGACGGUGAUAGAUGUAUUAUCCUUUCCAGCAGCAAUUCUAUUGCUGCUCUACACUUAUAAAGGAUGUGAAUAUGGAGAAGUUGUUCAAAUGGACGGCAGAAGUUCUCUACAUGCACCCUUGAUUGGUCAAGACGGAGGCAACAGUAAAAUCGAUUCAUGUGGCAAUGUGACUCCAUUUUCCAGAGCUGGAUUUUUUAGCAGGAUUUCAUUUUGGUGGUUGAACCCCUUGAUGAAGAAAGGUAAAGAAAAAACACUUGAAGAUAAAGACAUACCCCAGUUGCGUGAGUUAGAUCGAGCAGAAACCUGCUAUUUGCUCUUUCUGGAGCAACUGAAUGUACAAAAACAAAGAAGACCAUCUGUACCACCUUCUAUUUUGUGGGCGAUAGUUUGUUGCCAUUGGAGAGAGAUUUUAAUUUCUGGAUCUUUUGCAUUGCUUAAGAUACUUACCUUGUCUGCCGGUCCUCUGCUUCUUAAUUCAUUCAUUAAGGUUGCCGAAGGGAAAGAAUCCUUUAAAUAUGAAGGUUUUGUGUUGGCAAUAUCAUUGUUCUUUGCAAAGUGCUUGGAGUCCGUAUCCCAGAGGCAGUGGUACUUCCGCACCAGAUUAAUAGGCCUCCAAGUAAGAUCUUUGCUAUCGUCAGCUAUUUAUAGAAAGCAACUGAGACUCUCAAAUGCAGCCAAGAUGAUUCAUUCAUCUGGAGAGAUAACAAAUUAUGUCACUGUAGAUGCUUAUAGGAUAGGUGAAUUCCCAUUUUGGUUCCACCAGACAUGGACAACAGUCCUUCAGCUUUGCAUUGCAUUAGUGAUUCUCUUUCAUGCUGUGGGACUUGCAACAAUCGCAGCCAUGGUUACGAUAGUAUUAACUGUGCUCUGCAAUACUCCUCUGGCCAAACUGCAACACAAGUUCCAGUCUAAGCUCAUGGUGGCACAAGAUGAGAGGUUGAAGGCCAGUACUGAGUCUCUUGUGAACAUGAAAGUAUUGAAACUUUAUGCAUGGGAGACCCAUUUUAAGAAUUUCGUAGAAAGCUUGAGGAAGGAGGAAUGUAAAUGGUUGUCAGCCGUUCAACUAAGAAAAGCAUACAACGUUGUUCUCUUUUGGUCAUCCCCUGUAUUAGUCUCAGCUGCUACCUUUGGAACGUGUUACUUCCUUGAAGUUCCUCUCUACGCUAGUAAUGUUUUCACAUUUCUAGCAACCUUAAAGCUUGUUCAAGACCCUGUUAGAACAAUCCCUGAUGUUAUUGCAGUGAUAAUUCAAGCAAAAGUUGCAUUAGCACGGAUUGUAAAGUUUCUCGAGGCACCUGAUCUGCAAAGUGGAAACAUCAGGAACAAGUGCAACAUGGAGGUGCUUGAGCAUUCAAUUUUUAUCAAGUCAGCCAAUCUUUCAUGGGAAGAGAAUUCAUUGAAGCCCACACUAAGAAACAUAAGUUUAGAGGUUAAACCUGGUGAAAAAAUGGCUAUAUGUGGAGAGGUUGGCUCAGGCAAAUCAACCCUUUUAGCAGCAAUUCUUGGAGAGGUUCCUUGUACUGAGGGCAAGAUUCAAGUUUAUGGAAAGAUUGCAUAUGUCUCUCAGACUGCAUGGAUCCAGACAGGAAGUAUACAAGAAAACAUCCUAUUUGGGUCCAAAAUGGAUUGGCAAAGAUACCAAGAAGUUGUUGAGAAGUGUUCAUUGGUAAAGGACCUUGAGAUGCUACCCUUUGGUGAUCUUACUGAAAUAGGAGAAAGAGGAGUUAAUCUAAGUGGUGGUCAGAAGCAGCGUAUUCAACUUGCUCGUGCAUUGUAUCAGAAUGCAGACAUUUAUCUUUUAGAUGAUCCAUUCAGUGCUGUUGAUGCACAUACUGCUACCAGCCUAUUUAAUGAAUAUGUAAUGGGAGCUCUGUCGGGGAAAACUGUCUUACUAGUGACCCACCAAGUUGAUUUUCUUCCUGCAUUUGACUCUGUUUUGUUAAUGUCAGAUGGGGAAAUCCUGCGUGCUGCUACUUAUCACCAGCUAUUGGCCACUAGUAAAGAAUUUCUGGACCUUGUCAAUGCGCACAAGGAAACUGCAAGUCCUGAAAGGUUGGCUGGGGUAGUUUCUUCCAAGGGACAUGAAACCUCUUCUAGAGAUAUAAAGAAGACUUAUACCAGAAAACAGUUAAAAGAAUCAGUACAAGAUCAGUUGAUUAAGCAAGAAGAGAGAGAAACAGGAGAUAUGGGUUUCAAGCCAUACAUUUUGUAUCUGAGUCAGAACAAGGGAUUCUUCUACAUUUCUCUUGCAAUUCUCACUCACCUCAUUUUUGUGGCUGGACUAAUAUCACAGAAUUCCUGGAUGGCUGCAAACGUUCAAAACCCUCAUGUUAGCAGAUUGAAACUAAUCCUAGUAUACUUGGCAAUUGGAUUUUUCUCAGUUUUCAUUUUGUUCAUCAGAUCUCUUGCUAUAGUUGCUUUAGGUAUCCAGUCAUCCAAGUCCUUAUUUUCUCAGCUACAGAACUCUCUUUUCCGUGCACCUAUGUCCUUCUACGACUCUACACCUCUGGGAAGAAUACUGAGCCGGGUCUCUUCUGAUUUAAAUCUCAUCGAUCUUGAUGUUCCAUUCAGCUUAGUGUUUACCAUUGGAUCUACCAUUAGUUCAUAUGCCAACCUAGGAGUACUGGUUGUUGUUACUUGGCAAGUCCUUUUUGUCUCUAUACCAAUGGUUUAUCUGACAAUACGCCUACAGAGGUACUACUAUGCUUCUGCAAAAGAGUUAAUGCGGAUAAAUGGCACAACCAAAUCUUUGGUAGCAAAUCAUCUAGCAGAAUCAAUAGCAGGAGCCAUGACAAUCAGAGCUUUUGAUGAGGAAGAACACUUCUUUGCAAAGAAUCUGGACCUCAUUGACACAAAUUCUACUCCGUUCUUCCACAACUUUGCAACCACUGAGUGGCUGAUUCAACGUUUAGAAAUGCUGAGUAGCACUGUUCUUACUGCCUCUGCACUUGCCAUGGUGUUGCUUCCUCCAGGAACUUUUGGCUCUGGAUUUAUCGGAAUGGCACUGACUUAUGGUCUCUCAAUGAACAUGGCCUUCGUUUACUCCAUUAAAAGCCAGUGCAUACUAACAAAUCACAUGAUUUCUGUAGAGAGACUAAACCAGUACAUGAACAUACCUAGUGAAGCACCUGAAAUUAUAGAGGCAAGCCGGCCCUCAACCAAUUGGCCUGCUGUGGGUAAAGUAGAGAUCCAUGAUCUGAAGAUAAGAUAUAGGCCUGAAUCUCCACUUGUUCUUCGAGGGAUCAACUGCACAUUCGAAGGUGGGGACAAGAUUGGAAUUGUUGGUAGGACUGGAAGUGGGAAGACAACUUUGAUCAGUGCUCUAUUUCGUCUCGUAGAACCAGAAGGGGGUAAAAUUGUCAUUGAUGACAUUGACAUCUCAACAAUUGGGCUACAUGAUCUGAGAUCACGUUUUGGGGUCAUACCUCAAGAUCCUACACUUUUCAAUGGAACUGUUAGAUAUAAUUUGGAUCCUCUAUCACAGCAUACUGAUGAUGAAAUAUGGGAGGUUCUGGGAAAAUGUCAGCUUCGAGAAGCUGUUAGAGAGAAAGAAGGCAGUCUGGAUUCAUUAGUUGUAGGAGAUGGAUCAAACUGGAGCAUGGGACAGCGACAAUUGUUUUGUCUGGGCCGUGUACUGUUAAGGAGAAGCAGGAUAUUGGUACUUGAUGAAGCCACUGCAUCAAUAGACAAUGCAACAGACACUAUUCUCCAGAAAACAAUAAGGACUGAAUUUGCAGACUGCACUGUUAUAACGGUGGCCCACAGGAUACCCACAGUGAUGGAUUGCACAAUGGUGAUUUCCAUGAGCGAUGGACUACUAGUGGAGUAUGACAAGCCAAUGAAGUUAAUUCAAAGAGAAGGAUCAUUGUUUGGGCAGCUCGUCAAGGAGUACUGGUCUCAUUUACAGUGUGCAGAUUGAGUUGCUACAUUUCUGAUGAAAAAAAUGUCACUAGGGAUAGGUUCCAGAGCAAAUAAAGGGAAGGUUGUGUAGUUUACCUUUAUGUAUCUUUAUUGUUGUACUCAUAUUAUUACAGUUUAUUGUUUCUUAACGGAAUAUAAGAUGUAUAAUUAGCAUCGACUUCAGAAGAUUUCCCUUAAGAGCAUCUUUAAAGAA
Messenger RNA from Nelumbo nucifera (sacred lotus), 4809 nucleotides. Its product is annotated as ABC transporter C family member 10-like. Lineage: Eukaryota; Viridiplantae; Streptophyta; Magnoliopsida; Proteales; Nelumbonaceae. Gene Ontology annotation, cellular component: membrane. The record is from RefSeq and is a predicted model, not a curated record. Gene Ontology annotation, molecular function: ATP hydrolysis activity; ABC-type transporter activity; ATP binding. Gene Ontology annotation, biological process: transmembrane transport.